AUGGAUUCUCAGAUCAACGAGCUUCUCGAAUAUUUCCCGGGGAUGCCGCCUCGGGUAGUAUGGAUCCGACCACCGGCCAAGCGCAACAACUGGCUCCUGAUGCCCUCGGAGAUUAUCCUGCACGUCUUUGAGGAGCUCAUCACCGUGGAGGACAUGUGGGCGAUGGCGUGCACGUGUCGCCGCUUCUGGGCCGUGUUCCGCACGCACGGCCCUUUGAUCCUCGAGAUGGUCCUCGAGGACGACACGCACCCGUGGGUGCGCAACGUGAUGCACGCGACCUUCAACGUGCUGGCCUACGACUCGGCGCACUGGACCUACGAGCAGCUGCGGCACCUGGACUCGCACGUGCCGCGCGAGCCGCUGUCGGGCCUGGCAAGUCCGGAACUCGUCCGGCGCUUCGUGACGCGCGCGCGGCAGAUCCACGCCAUGGCGCACGUCAUCCUCGAGCGCUGCAUGGCCGAGCUCUGGACCCUCGAGGACCGGCUGCGGCCCGGGGACCCGCUCGACGAGUGCCCCGAGCUGGCCUGGUACCUGGACCGCGAGGCAAACCCGGUCGAGGAGACGCGCGCCGUCAUGGGCCUCUGGCUCUGCGAGCUGCACUUCGUGCUGACGGACGCCGCCCGGGAUCCGCGACAGGCGUGGGUGGCGCGCAUGUUCCAGUCGGCGCCGCUGGCCAACCGCGGCGUCUUCUCCUUCUUCCGGCGGACCUGGCUCGGCACGCUGCUGACCCUGUGGCACGGCAUGAUGUCCGCGCGGCACGCACCCGGGGAGCUCGACCGGAUGCUCCUGCUCAACGGCGACGCGCCGCUCCCGGCGCGCAUGUGCGUGCUGCGGCUGCCCCGGGGCAGCCUCGACAAGGGCUUCCGCUGCGAGGCGGAGCUGCCCAACUACAGCACCUGGGACGUGCGGGCCAUGUUCGCCAUGUCGGAGAUGUCGAGGGCGAUGCGGGCGCGGCCGCUGAUGAACCUAUUCUUCGAGAGCCUGCGGGCGGUGGCGCCGCGCCGCGACGACCCGCUGCACGCCCUGCCGCUCCAAGCGUACAUCAAGUUCGGCGUCUUCCACUGGGACCACGACAAGCUGGACAGCAUCAGCCUGCUUCCCGAUGGCGAGGUCAGCCGCGAAGAGCUGUUCAAGUACUGGAGGAGCUUCCUGCGGCCGGAGCUGAUUGUGGCGUACGCUGCGCGGCAGGCCGCCGCCAAGGCCACAUACUGGGCAAAUGUCGAACUAAUGGUGGCGCGCGGCGAGCCCGUGCCGGAGCCGCAGGAUGAUGCAGUCUACAGGCUGCACACGGAGGAUCCCCCAACGGAGGGUGAGGGCGAGGAUGAGGCCGAGCCGGAUGACAUGGAGGAGGAGGAGGAGGAGGAGGAGGAGGAGGGUUUCUAG
Molecule: messenger RNA, 1383 nt
Organism: Cordyceps fumosorosea ARSEF 2679
Lineage: Eukaryota; Fungi; Ascomycota; Sordariomycetes; Hypocreales; Cordycipitaceae
Product: F-box domain, Skp2-like protein
Exons: 1
Coding region: 1-1383 (460 amino acids)
Molecular function (GO): protein binding
Source: RefSeq, a predicted model, not a curated record